UGCGUGCACACCUCCGGCAAAUUCGGAGACGUUCUGCGAAAAAAUUGCUUCCGGUAAGGAGCUAGCGGGUCUGAAGAUGAAUGAAGAAUAUGAUGAUGACAUGAAAAUCGUGAAAUCGCGUAUGGGCGAAUUCUCGCGUGGACGACUGAAGAGAGUCUACCGACUCUCUGAUAUAGGAGAUAUGUUUGAUGGAGGAGGAGUUCCAAUUGAUCACUACAUUAUUCAAGUGGACAACGGCACACAGUUGCAGUGGAAACUCCAGGCCCCACUUACAGUUUUGACAUCAUGUACAAUACUACACGACCUUCAGAUUUCGUCGCUCAAAACUUAGUCUUAUAGUAUGAAGAACCAACCGCCAAGUGCAAUAUCAUUCAUGCUGUUUUUAGAUUGUGCAUAUAGCUACCUAUAUACAGGGUCUUCUCUAGUUUAAGUGUGGCCAGUUUAGUUGACUAGUAAAUCUUCAUGCAUUGCUCUGCCUAGUUUUAUGGUUGUAUGGUCAGUGGCUACUUUGUAAAG
Molecule: messenger RNA, 516 nt
Organism: Geodia barretti
Lineage: Eukaryota; Metazoa; Porifera; Demospongiae; Tetractinellida; Geodiidae
Source: the annotation of a GenBank genome assembly